AGCCCCUUCCUGCCCGACGAGGCUCACGCACCGACUCAGGCCGGACUCGUCGCGGCGGCGGUUGAGACCCGAGCUCGCACAGCAGGCUCUCAGAUGGGUCAGGGACUCUGGAGAGUUGCUAGGAACCAGCAACUGCAACACCAAGGAUACAGUGGACAAGGCUAUCUUACCAGAGAACAUGGUAGGAGGAUAGCCUCUAACAAUGUUUCCAAUACAAGCCAUCGCAAACAAGCCCAAGGAGGCAUUGACAUCUACCACCUGUUGAAGACAAGAAAAUCUAAAGAACAAGAAGGAUUCAUUAACCUGGAAAUGCUGCCACCAGAGCUUAGUUUUACCAUUUUGUCAUACCUGAAUGCAACUGAUCUCUGUCUAGCUUCAUGUGUCUGGCAGGAUCUUGCUAAUGAUGAGCUUCUCUGGCAAGGGUUGUGCAAAUCCACUUGGGGUCACUGUUCUAUAUACAAUAAGAAUCCACCUCUAGGAUUUUCUUUUAGAAAAUUGUAUAUGCAGCUAGAUGAGGGCAGUCUCACCUUUAAUGCCAACCCUGAUGAGGGAGUCAACUACUUUAUGUCCAAGGGUAUACUAGAUGAUUCACCGAAAGAAAUAGCUAAGUUUAUCUUUUGCACAAGAACACUAAAUUGGAAGAAGCUGAGAAUCUACCUUGAUGAAAGGCGAGAUGUUUUGGAUGACCUUGUGACGCUGCACAACUUCAGAAAUCAGUUCUUGCCAAAUGCACUGAGAGAGUUCUUCAGACACAUUCAUGCUCCUGAGGAGCGUGGGGAGUACCUUGAGACUCUUAUAACAAAGUUCUCUCACAGAUUCUGUGCUUGUAACCCUGAUUUGAUGAGAGAGCUCGGCCUUAGCCCUGAUGCAGUUUAUGUACUGUGUUACUCUUUGAUUCUACUUUCCAUUGAUCUAACAAGCCCUCACGUGAAGAACAAAAUGUCAAAGAGGGAAUUCAUCCGAAAUACACGACGAGCUGCACAGAAUAUUAGUGAAGAUUUUGUAGGGCACCUUUAUGACAACAUCUACCUUAUUGGCCAUGUGGCUGCCUAAAAGCACAAUUUGCUAGCACUUAAAAUUUGUAAUUUUCAAAAACUACAUCAAUUCAAGAAAUUAAUUACUUUGUAGAGAUGGGGGUUAUUUUAGUGCUGGUCAUUCUAACCUCUGUAUGCAAUCAAAGUUUGUGUGUGUAAGUGUGUGUAUGUGUAAACUACCUUUUCUAUCUAUUUACCGUAGGAGCGGAAGGAUUUGGAGAUUUGUUUUUCAUAAUUUUUUUUAGUUAUGCACAAAACAAUGCCAUUAGUCUGACACAGCCAUUUACAAAUGUUAAACUGACAUUACGGUCUAAGCUGACAAAGUGGUACAUUUGUGCGUUAGAUCUGCUUGAAACUUUAAUAAGUUCAU
This is a messenger RNA of Gavia stellata (red-throated loon), 1404 nucleotides long. It is a transcript of the gene FBXO8, whose product is annotated as F-box protein 8. Bases 94 to 1053 code for a protein of 319 amino acids. The record is from RefSeq and is a predicted model, not a curated record. The transcript has 6 exons. NCBI's taxonomy places the organism in Eukaryota, Metazoa, Chordata, Aves, Gaviiformes, Gaviidae. Gene Ontology annotation, molecular function: protein binding; guanyl-nucleotide exchange factor activity. Gene Ontology annotation, biological process: regulation of ARF protein signal transduction.